UAAGCAACGUUGAAAAGCACAUCUUUAGUGCAGUCUUACUGGUGUGAGGUGGGCGUUGUGUUGGCUACUCACGGCGCCCUGCCAAGGAUGAUGGACUUCCAACCCGCCAUAGUCAUCGACAAUGGGUCAGGUCUGAUCAAAUCUGGCAUCUCGGGAGAUAAAGAGCCUCGCUCGAUCUUCUACAACGUGAUCGGCAAGCCGCGGCAGAAAUCGCUCAUCAUCGGAGCCGGGCAGAAGGACUUCUACAUCGGCGAAGAAGCCCAAGCCAAGAGAGGGGUGCUGUCCAUCAAGUACCCCGUGGAACACGGCAUAGUCACCUGCUGGGACGACAUGGACAAGAUCUGGAGGUACAUGUAUGACAACGAUUUGAAAAUUAAGCCGAACGAGAGACCGGCUCUGGUGACCGAGGCUCCCCUGAACCCGCUGGGCAACAGGGAAAGGAUGUGUCAGAUCCUCUUCGAGGGUUUCGAGGUGCCGGCCAUGUACGUCGCCGUCCAAGCGGUACUGGCCCUCUAUGCCUCCGGCAGAACCACGGGGUGUGUGAUGGACAGUGGCGACGGAGUGACCCACACGGUGCCUAUUUACGAGGGUUACUGCUUGCCCCACGCCGUUCUGAGGCUGGAGCUGGGAGGGAGGGACCUCACCGAGUAUCUGGUGAGGAUCCUCACCGAGAGUGGGAUCUCGUUCGUCAGCACAGCCGAGAAAGAGAUAGUGAGGGACAUCAAGGAGAGGCUGUGUUACGUGGCUCUGGAUCUGCAGGCAGAGAUGUGCAAGAAACCUUGCGAAGUGGAGAAGGAUUACAAGCUGCCGGAUGGUCAGGUCAUCAAGAUCCAGAGCCAAAGGUUCCGCUGCCCCGAGACGCUCUUCAUCCCGGCCAACAUCGGCACCGAAGCCCCGGGCAUCGAUAAACUCUGCUUCAACACUAUCAUGAAGUGUGACAUCGACCUGAGAAGGGAUCUCUACGCCAACGUGAUCCUCGCCGGAGGUUCCAGCUUGUUCCCGGGCAUCGACGAGAGGAUGCUGAAGGAAUUGACCAAAAUGGUCCCCACCGGCACCCUGGUCAAAGUGUGCGCUCCGGCCGAGAGGAAAAACUCGGUGUGGAUUGGCGGCUCCAUCCUCUCCUCCCUGUCGGCUUUCCGACAGAUGUGGGUGACAGACUGCGAGUACAAGGAAGUUGGGGCUAACAUUGUGCACAGAAAGUGUUUCUAA
Molecule: messenger RNA, 1209 nt
Organism: Hypanus sabinus (Atlantic stingray)
Lineage: Eukaryota; Metazoa; Chordata; Chondrichthyes; Myliobatiformes; Dasyatidae
Exons: 1
Coding region: 88-1209 (373 amino acids)
Source: RefSeq, a predicted model, not a curated record